Messenger RNA from Hevea brasiliensis (rubber tree), 357 nucleotides. Its product is annotated as DJ-1 protein homolog F-like. NCBI's taxonomy places the organism in Eukaryota, Viridiplantae, Streptophyta, Magnoliopsida, Malpighiales, Euphorbiaceae. The transcript has 2 exons. The record is from RefSeq and is a predicted model, not a curated record. The coding region runs from base 1 to 357 and encodes 118 amino acids.
AUGGGUCCCAUUGCUCAAAAAUCAGCUCUGAUACUAUGUGGGGACUACAUGGAAGAUUAUGAAGUGAUUCUGCCAUUCUUUAUGCUUCAAUCCUUGGGUGUGCGGGUUGAUUGCGUCUCUCCCGGCAAGCUAUACGACGAUAAAUACUUCACCGCCAUCUAUGAUUACUUGGGCUUCGAGCUUUACACAGAAUUGCAAUGCCAUUUCUUCACACUCAACUCAAACUACGAUGAAGUGGCAGUAGAAUCCUAUGAUGCCCUCAUAAUACCUGGAGGCAGGUUCACUGAGCUCCUCUGCACCGAUGACAAGCUGGUCAGUACGGUAAAAAGAUUUGCAGAAACAGGGAAGCCUCUUUAA